Messenger RNA from Drosophila willistoni, 2271 nucleotides. RefSeq names its product protein disconnected. Bases 294 to 2084 code for a protein of 596 amino acids. The transcript is spliced from 2 exons. The record is from RefSeq and is a predicted model, not a curated record. Gene Ontology annotation, biological process: regulation of DNA-templated transcription. Lineage: Eukaryota; Metazoa; Arthropoda; Insecta; Diptera; Drosophilidae. Gene Ontology annotation, cellular component: nucleus.
UUAAACAACAAAAAAUAAAAACAAACAAAUAACGUUCAGCAUCAUCUCUUCCUCUGGGAACGCGGUGCAUUCUGCACUUGAACAUAUUUAUGAAACGUUGUGGUUGCGUUUCGAUGAAAUUUUUUUUUUUUUUGGAAACCAUUGUGACAACUUUAUUUAGCAUCAACGGAAUCUGAAAAAGUGCAAUUUACCGUAAAGGAAAUCUACGGAAAACAGUCAAAAGAAAAUAGAAAAGGAAAAAAAACAGACGAAACAUUUCUCCAUCCAUCAAAAGAGAAUCGCUUAAAUCCAUUAUGGAACACAUUAUGAAUCCAUUCAUGCCGCCCGCUUAUCUACUUGGCCAUGCUGCUGGCCCACAUGGACAUGUCCAUGUUCACGGUCAUGCCGGUCAUCCGUCGCAUCCGUCACAUGGCGGCAGUGCGACCAAUUCACCAGCCAGUUCGCCUGGAGGCCAUUCUGGUGGUCAGUCGACGGGUCAAUCAUCAUCAAAGCCAAAACGCUGGGGCUCCCCGCCCAUCAAUUUGGCCGGACAAUUCAUCAAUCCAGCCACCGGCAAGAAACGCGUACAAUGCUCCAUCUGCUUCAAGACCUUCUGCGAUAAGGGCGCCCUCAAGAUACAUUUCUCGGCCGUGCAUCUGCGUGAGAUGCACAAGUGCACGGUGGAGGGCUGCAACAUGGUGUUCAGUUCUCGUCGCUCGCGUAAUCGUCACAGUGCCAAUCCGAAUCCCAAGCUCCAUUCGCCGCAUAUCCGUCGCAAGAUCUCGCCCCACGAUGGCCGGACGGCGCAACAGUUUCCCGUAUUUCCGGGCACCGCCGCCCGUUUGCCGGCUGCGUUUCCGGGUCUAGUGCCACCACCGCCACCACAUCACUCGCAUCAUCAUCCGGGAGUGGCAUACAAUCCGGCGGCAGCUGCCGUUAUGUUUGGCAAUCGGGCGGCUGGUCUACACAAUCUUGGACUGCUCACUGGGCGCCAUGAGGCGGCCUACAAUGAAACCGAAACCGACGAUAUCGAUGGAGACGUAGAUGCCGAUGGCGAGAACGAUGUCGAUGCCGAUGGUGAGGAUGAUGGGGUCUAUGUUUAUGUGGAUAUGCCUGCUCAUAGCUCAAGUCCAGCUGCCAGCUCCAGUCAGGGUUGCCUCAGUGAGAUGGAUCCAACGGAUGGGGUCGACGAUGCCGACGAGGAGAUGCAUUGCAGCUUUAGUCAGACCAGCAGCAGCAGUCUCUGUGAGGAACGCUCUGAUCAGCCACUCGACUUUAGCCUGCACAAGCGACGUGAUCGUGGUUUGGAACCAGAACCAGAACCAGAACGCGAACAGGAACCGGAACCAGAACCAGAGCACUGUGAAAUCAAAGUGAAACGUUCGCCCAGUCCCUGUGGCGGUGCAUUCUCCAUGGAACGUUUGCUGGGCAAACGUAAGCGUCACAAUAGCAACACCUCCGCCUCUUCAACCGCCUCCGCUCCAAUUGCUCCAACCAGUAGCACCACCACCAACUCCAACUCCUGCAAUUCCGUCCCGGAGACAAGCAUCAAAAUGGAACUGGAGCUGGAUAGCAGCGAUAGCAUUGAUCCUAGUCCAAGCCAUCUAGUUACAGCCAGUGGUGCGGCCACCUGCAUGGAUUUGUCGACACCGCAAAUUAGAAAACAUCAUCAACAACACCAUCAUCACUUACCCAGCGAACCCAGCAAUUCACCAUGUGGUGGCAUGCUACCACUGCCACUUGCCACCAAUCUGGGCUCACAUUCGCCGCCAGCGCCAUCUUUGCUCUUUGGUCUCGAUCUGGAGGAGCAGCAUCAUAUACGUCUCCUGCAGACGCAAAUGUUUGCCGCCGCUGCAGCUGCUGCUGCCGUCCAACCGCCUGGCUUGACGGGCAUUCCACAUCCUGUGGACGCUGCCGUCGCUGCAUCCUCGCCACCGCCACCAAAUGCCCCACCCCCACAUAUGUGGAGUCUGCUCUCUGAAGUCUAUCGCUCAAUGUUGCUCAAGACGCAGCAGCAGCAACAACAUCAGCAGCAGCAGCAACAGCAGCAGCAGCAGCAGCAACAACAACAACAGCCACCUACCAAUGCCGCCAUCUCAGUCUAAGCAAUAUCGAUUUGUUCAGAUAUAUAAUAUAGAUAUAUCUCUCUUGUUUCUGUUUCUUUGUUGGUCAUUUAAUGGCCUGGCAUGGCAAAUUUUAGCUUCCCUCUCUCUGUCUCUGUCUCUGUCUCUCUCUCCCUCUGUCUAUACUGCUCGCACUUGUGUUAUAUAUAUUAUUAUUAUUAUAAUUUUC